This is a messenger RNA of Lolium perenne, 4184 nucleotides long. RefSeq names its product probable disease resistance protein At1g61300. The record is from RefSeq and is a predicted model, not a curated record. NCBI's taxonomy places the organism in Eukaryota, Viridiplantae, Streptophyta, Magnoliopsida, Poales, Poaceae. Gene Ontology annotation, molecular function: ATP hydrolysis activity; protein binding; ADP binding.
UGAAUCCCUCCGCACAUCGUCCCUCUCUUCUCCUCCCCUCCAUAGGAUUUCUUAGUCGCCGGUUCGCCGCGCGCCACCGUCCGCCAGCCUUGUAACUUACCCGCACCGUGCCGCUCUUCUGGGAGGUCAGAGCCAAAAGGCCCAAAACGACCAAUAGCUGCGGAAGGCCGCCCUCUCCAUCGGAAUAGCGUACCAGCGAUUGGCCCGGCCCCAGCGGUGGCGGACACUUAGUCAGUACUGGGGAGCCUUCAGCAGCUUCUCGCCCUCCUCUCGACAGUGCCUCUUCUAAGUUAAAAUGCAAGAAGUCGCUCCUUUUGGUGAUUGGUGCGGAGCUACUAUCAACACGAUCAUAAGUCCAUUCUACAAUCGUUUUGCAAAGCAUGCAUUGUAUUGCUUCACGGCUGGCUCAAACGUGAGGGACCACUGGAUAGAAACUGAGGCUCUGAAACUCAAACAAGCAGGCGUCCAACAGAAGAUUCGAGAUGACGAGCAUACGUUAGACGCCGUGCCAACAGAACAGGCAAGAUUAUGGCUGGAAUCGGCGAAUACAGCUGUAUCUGAAGAAGCAGCAAACCAUCUGCGAUACAAUCAGAGGUACCCAUUAUUCGGGUGUUGCUACCCAAAUUUCUUAGAAAACUAUAAGAUCAGUAAGCGAGCGGAUGAGCAGCAGAAACAUGUAAAAUCAAUCACGAGUAAUGCACCAGGUGAUAAUAACAUCACACGUGCACCAAAUCCACGUCGUGUCGAGAGUAUGCUUGUAGAUCCUGCCCCAAUACCGCCAAGCAGAUGGGUUAUUCUUCGGAGUGCUCUCCAGUUCAUCGUGAGCAAUGAUCCCAGUGAGGGGAUAGUUGGAAUGUGGGGUCCAGACAAAGAUGAUAACACAAAUUUCCUCAAGCAUAUCAACAAUUCAUUUCUUGAACAAAGUCUCUUCGAUUUUGUUAUCUUUGUCCCAAGCCCCAGCGAUUGCUCGGUAACAAAUAUUCAAUCUGAAAUCAUAAAAAGACUCGGUAUGAAGCAGGAGGGUAAUGAGGAAACUCGAGCCACUAGGAUAUGUGGACAGCUUGAGAACAAAAAUUUCCUGUUGAUUGUGGGUGACCUCCAUCAGAAUCUGGACCUUCGAGCGGUUGGCAUUCCAUAUCCUCUUGGAUUCGUUGGAGAGAAGAAGAGGAAAGUGGUAAUCAUGUAACUAUCAGGAUACAGAUCCGUUGGUAAUCUGAUGGGUGUGAACAAAGAUAUUGAACUUCCUAUUUUGCAAGAGGAGGAAGCACGCGAGUUAUUUAGACAGUCAAUAAAUUACCAAGGGGAUCUUUAUUCUGAUCCCCGCAUUGGAACACAUGCUACUGAUCUGGUACGGGCAAUAAAUGGCCUGCCAUCGGAACUGGUACGUUAUGGGAAGUCAAUGCAUGGAAUAAUGGAUGCAAGUUUCUGGAAAGUUGCUAUAGAUGAUGCAGCAAGUAAAUUUUCUAGGUCACGUUCGAUAGAAGACACUCUCCGUCUCAUUGAGGAUGAUCCCACAUUGGGGGUAAUUGGAAUAUGGGGUCCAGGUGGAGUGGGAAAAACACAUCUUCUAAAAAAAAUCCAGGGCUUUUUCAGAGGAAGGAUGACUGUUAUAUGGGUCACAGCCUCUAAGGAGUGUUCAGUGCUAAAGGUCCAAACACAAAUUUUAGACGACCUAAAACUGAAAGGGGAUGGUAAUAUGAGAACCCAAAGUAGUAUGAUCCGUGGCUUCCUGGAGAAUAAAAGCUUUCUGUUACUAUUAGAUGACGUUUGGGAAAGAAUUGAUCUGGACGCAAUUGGCUUACCACUUCCCCUUGGAAUUGAACCUCUGAACAAAUUCAAGAGAAAAGUUGUGCUCACAACAAGAUUUACAUCCGUUUGUGGUGGGAUGGAGGUGAAAAAACAGAUUCAAGUUCCAUAUCUGCGGGAGAUUGAGGCAUGGGAGCUAUUUAGAGAGAAGGUCGGAGACCAAACUCUUUUUUCUCCUGGUAUUGAGGAUCGUGCAAGAAUUCUUGUGACUGAAAUGAAGGGAUUGCCUUUAGCUUUGGUAACCGUGGGAAGGGCAAUGUAUGGGAAAUUUUGUGCCGAUCAAUGGGAUUCUGCCAUCCAACAUAUGAAAAACUCAUGUUGCAUUGACACAAAUGAAGACCCACUGAAGAUGGAGGAAGAAGUUUUCAGAAAGAUCAUGUUUAGCUAUGAUAACCUGAAAAGCGGGAGGCUGAAGAACUGUUUCUUGACUUGUGCACUAUGGCCAGAGGAUUAUGAGAUUCACAAAGAAGAACUCGCUCAAUGCUGGGUUGGCAUAGGUCUAGUGGGUGUGGGGGACAUACAAAGUCCCUACACAAAAGCAUAUAGUCUGAUGGGCGACCUUACAGGUGCAUGUUUAUUAGAGGGUUGUGGAGAAUCAAAUGAUUGGGUCAAACUACAUGAUGUGAUUCGUGAUAUGUCUUUAUGGAUCUCUUGUGGCUGUGGUAAGAACAAUGGCAACUGGUUUGUCCAUGCAGGAGUUGGCCUAGAUGAAAAAAUUGGCAUCCCUUGGAGCAGUGCAGAAUACAUCUCAUUAAUGUUCAACAAGAUGAAGAAACUUCCUUUUGUUGGUCAUCCGCUAAAACUGACGGUGUUAUGCCUUCAGAAAAAUAAUUUGGAUGAAACAAUAAUAGAUGGAGUACUGGCGAAUGCCGCUACACUGACAUAUUUAGAUUUGAGUUAUAAUGAAAUCAAGGGGAUCCCUGAAAGCAUAUGUUACCUGCUAGAAUUGAUACAUCUCGACUUAUCAUUUAAUAAGGGGAUACAGGAAGUGCCUCGUAGCUUUGGAAACCUCGUUAAGCUCAAGUUCCUAUACCUUCAGUAUAGUUCCACACAAAUAAUACCAAAGGAGGUCAUAUCUAGACUUCAAGCAUUGGAAAUAAUACACGUGGAUAUUAUGUUGGUGUCUGAUUUUGUCAGAUCUAAUGUAUAUACAGAGCUGAGCACACUGAAUCACUUGAAAGUUUUUGGUACAUCAGUAAUACUUUCGGAUGCAUGGACAUCACUUCAUGAUGCGGCCGACCUACCCAUUCGGUCUUUACGUCUUGACGCACUUCAUGGUGGGGCUGACCUACCCAUUGGGUCUUCAAGUCUUGAAGCAUCCGCUGAAAAUAAUGAAUUCCAUCUCUAUGAUAUUUUAUCAUUGGACUUCGCGCAAACGACCUUGUAUGAUCUGGAUAUUGCAUACGACCGGUGUGUGACAGAUAUAACAUUAAUACAUAGACCUGAACAACAACCCUACAAUUUUGGUAUUCUCAGUAACCUGACCCUGUAUGAUUUGUCAGCAUGGAUAACAGUAAAAUGGAUGGGAACAUCUCCAACAUCUGUAUUUCCAAGGCUCACUUGUUUGACCGUGUCAGACUGCCCCAAUCUAGAGCACCUGUCUUGGGCGAUGUAUCUACCUUGCCUUGGAGAACUCGACGUAGAAUAUAAUCAUAGCAUGCAGAAGGCUUUUACGAGGUAUCAUGUUGACAACGUGUGGAGUGGACUAGAAAGUUCCCAGACAUUCCCUUGCCUCAAGCAACUUCGUCUUGCGAAAUGUGAAACGCUGGUCACUAUUGCGGAUCCUGAUGUGACAUUUCCAUCCCUAGAGGUGCUGCUGAUUACAGUUUGUCCAGAGCUGAAGAAGCUUCCUUUUAACAUGACCAGCUUGCCACAAAGUCUGAAGGUUCUACGGAUGCGUGAUACUGAAUCCUGGGAGCGAUUGGAACUGGAAGAAGGUGUCAAAUCUUUCCUUCAACCCAGGCUUCAAUAUUCAUAAUAAAUAACAGAGUAAUCCGUCCAUUCCAUUCGAUGUUUCUAUCUGACUCAAACAAGGAUAGGCAAAGGUAUCAUCAUCUCGUCCGGGAGUGUUAUCAGGCAUGCUUAUACAGCGUGGGCGGGAAAUAGCUUCUUUUGGCUCCAGAGGUGUGUUCGUUUGUGCUCUACAUUUUCCUUUCCCUAUAGUUUGAGGUUCAGUUUCGUCGGGUCCUAUGUUGUGAGCUGGACCGAAGUAUUGCCAGAGACCUGAUGUGUUCUUGAGUGCAAGUAGCUAAGGUUUAUGUGUCCACUGUGUUGGCGUUUUUGCCCGACUGGCAGGAGUAUGUAAAUCAUCCUUGCCGAUUUGCAUGGAGGCGUUUUUCAGUUGUGUGAGACCUGACAAUCAAACUUACCCGGCAUCU